Clupea harengus (Atlantic herring) is the source of this 1589-nucleotide messenger RNA. NCBI's taxonomy places the organism in Eukaryota, Metazoa, Chordata, Actinopteri, Clupeiformes, Clupeidae. The record is from RefSeq and is a predicted model, not a curated record.
UUGUUGGAAUACACACACAUGAUCACGGUGAUCAUGCGUUGAUUAGAACAGGCUCUACCAUUGAGUCUGCUGACAUAUAAACUGAAGCACCUGAUCGAAAUGAUCCUGCAGAGAUUGCAGAUAGUGCAUGAAUGCAGACAUUGCUUGAUUUCCACAGGAUCUUUGUGUGUGGGUUCAGCGGAUCUUUGCAAACAGAGGAGAUCUGUUUUGUGAUCUGUGGAACCAUGUCGUCUGUCACGCAGUCUGUGUUCAAGGUUUGGGUGCUCUGAAGCUCUUUGCCUGUGACAAAAAUGUCAUGUGACAUGCUCCUAUCUCCUCAUAACACUAGGCAUCUACAGAAGUUCAUUCUCACUCAGUAAAUGAGCUCUUGAGCUGACUCUUAGUAGCAGACCGACUAGCUAUGUGAUAAUGGACCAUGUCUGUGGGAAUGUUAUUUUGCCUGAAAUGGGAAAGGGGGCAGAUUCUCCUGACUGCCAUAAGUCACCGCACUAUUCAUGUCUGACUCAGCAGCCCAGUGGCAGUAAAGGAAACGUCUCCACAUCCAGAGGACUUCUUCUGCUGUCUCUGGCUCUUAGCGUCUGCCUGCUUUUCACUCUGGCUGGUUUUGUUGCGGUGGCUCACCUUUAUUCCAAUGCACAGACUAAGCUUGACCUGAUAGAAGCACUGAACAAGAAUUUGUCAGCAACCUUGAAUACCACUGAUUUAACUGCAGGGGUAGAGGAACUGCUUGUCAAGCACAGACAUUUGUUGACCCUCCAAAUGUCUUUUGAUGCCACCUCUGGUUGUAGGGUCUGUCCUGAUGGCUGGGCUUACAACAGUGGGAAGUGCUACCUCUUCUCCUCCACUAAUAAGACCUGGAGUCAGAGUCGAGAUCACUGCAUCACAUUAGGGGGGCAUCUGGCCAUUGUGAACAAUCAAGAAGAACAGAAUUUUCUAUCCCAAAGUGCCAUUGAGAAUGUCUACUGGAUGGGACUGAGUGACCUGGAGACAGAGGGACAGUGGAUUUGGCUGGACAGCACACCUCUCAAUGAGACUGGAGCAGUAUUCUGGCUGAAAAGGUCUAAUGGACUGGAUGAACCAGAUAACUGGAAGGUGCAAGACACUUCUGGGGAAAACUGUGGACUGGUCUCCAAAAUGGGAGACUGGCGUGACAACUCCUGCAAAAAUCUGUGGAAGUUUGUUUGUGAGACGACAGCCACCGAUUGGAUUGGAUUAGAUUGAAUAUUCAGCUGCUAUAUAUGGAGGCUUUUAAGAAAUAUUUUCAUCAAAUGUACACAGUUAUUUCUACAUUGUGGUUGUAAGGAACCACUUUCCAGACCAACGACAGAACUGGGAGUGGGCGAAGGUUUCUGCGUGUUCGGCUUUCUGCGCUUUGCUGAAAUACAAUAUUUUAUUAAAUGACCCUAUGUGGGUAAACAUAAUUCAUCUGACUCCUCUCAAUUUAGGAACUCAGCCUUAGUCCCUGUUCUUUUAAUGCUAUAUUGCUACCUGUUAGGUAGUCUGACCUAGUAAUUUCCAGCAUUUUCGUUUGGAUCAGCAUUUCAGUAGACUAUUAUUUUUAGAUCACUAUAGACGGGAAGAUGCUGUAU